Messenger RNA from Neodiprion fabricii, 6295 nucleotides. RefSeq names its product transcription factor mef2A-like. The transcript has a single exon. Bases 590 to 2527 code for a protein of 645 amino acids. The record is from RefSeq and is a predicted model, not a curated record. Lineage: Eukaryota; Metazoa; Arthropoda; Insecta; Hymenoptera; Diprionidae.
CGCGCGCGACUCUCCCAACCUCAGUGUUGUUCGGGACGCCAUUGCGCAAGGUCGUUUCGCGGAGGUUUCAAAGCGUUCGGCAUCCUCGACAGUCACUGGGUCGGUUCUCGACCUGGUCUCAGUCUGGUUCUUGAUCCUCACCGCUAUAGACGGGAUCUAACAAAAUCCGAAAUUGCACCUUGUGAAUCGCGAGACGAAAGAAGAGAGAGAGAGAGGCAGAGGCGCCGCCGAAAGCUCGACGAUUGAAUCGGUGAAAACGAGGUGGAACCAGAUUCUCGUUGACCCAGUUAAAUAGAGCGCAGUAAAUCCCGCGGCCGGAAUGAACCAUUUGUGGUUUAUAAUAUUUGACGAAUAAAAUGGGAUAAGCGAAGAUCUUGCAUGAAAUGAGCGCCAUGUAACUUGGGCUCAUCUUGAAUCUUAUCGCGAUUCCAUUUGCAACUUAUUUCGUUUCCUUUUUUUUUUUUAUAAAUCAUUUACCGGUGUUAAAAUCCGGGCGUUAUGAAGACCGUUGGUGUGAGUUAAAGUGGUGUUUUCGCGCGUUUAAUAUCACGGCGUAAUCAUAGAUUGGCACGGUAAUCUUGAGGGUAAGAUGAGCCCGACCUCCCAGGGCGCCCUGGAGGUGGAACGUUACAUCGGAAGCUGUUUGAUAUCGUCUAGUGCUCGACCUGCCCUUCACAAGAGUGUCAAGAAGCAGCAGGAACAAAUUUGUCGAGGCAAACCUCGCUACUCCCAACAAACGUUCGGCUCAUCAAACCCCACCGAUCAGUCUCAGGUCCAGUAUUCUCCCCAGGGUGGCUGGGCCGGCACUCCCCUCAUAUCUAUGACAACUUCUCCCCGGAGGAAUAACCACCGCUUGUCACCCACCCUCGCCCAACAACAACAACAACAACAGCAACAACAACAACUACAACAACAACAACAACAACAACAACAACAACAACAACAACAACAACAGCAGCAGCAGCAGCAGCAGCAGCAGCAGCAGCAGCAACAGCAGCAGCAACAAUUAAUCAGUGAGACUGACCAAGGAAACCCGCAUCAACGAAACCCACUUUCACGACUCGCUAUUCAUACUCAAGGGGCCCCGCUAAUUUUGUCGGGUCGAUUCAACGCCUGGGGAAAAUUACACAACGGUAACGUUGGGACAAUUAAUAAUAACAACGGCAACAACAACAACAACAACAACAGCAGCAACAACAACAACAACAACAACAACAACAACUGCAGCAGCAACAACAACGUCGCAGGGAGCAACACGAAUUUUGGGAACGGAUCGCGAUGCGCACCGCCGCGUUUUCAGCGUAGCGGAGACCCGUUGAAGAAGGCGGGUAAUUUGAGUCAAGGGUCAUCCGGUAAGGAGAUGAACGGAGGAAACGUGGCGAAUAUAGACUCGCUGAGUAUCGCGAGCGACGAGAGUUCGGGAUCGAACAAUUCGGAGAACAGUUUGCCGAGGAUAAUAAAGCCGAGGAAGCGUAGAAAGAAGGAUCGGAAACCACCGAACGUGACGACGGAGAUUUCGAAAUCCGAGGAGCUCCCAGCUGGGGGCGUCUCCGAGACGUCUAGCAUAGUCACGCUCAAGCCCUACGUGCCCGUCUGCUACGAGAGAUUCGAAUCCCACCGGACGCCGCCGCCUGGUGGUAAUCGUCGACCGCCGUCGAGCAGAGAAAGUUACUCUUCCGGGCGGCCCCAUUCGAAUCAGGAGAUCGUUGACACGAGGCAACGAUACCACCGGCACCACGUCAAGGUUCUCGACAACAACCGAAACGUCCUCGCCGUCCCGUCCGGCCGCGUUCAGCAACCCGGCGGCGAGGCGAGGUUCUACAGGAACACGGGUCACCAGUUCGUCCACGUGGUUGACGGGGUCAACGAGGUUACGGGGUGCAAAGAGGGUGUCUUUGACGGGCCGGGAUCGUGCCAGUGCCGCUACUGCGAUCCCUCGGGUCUGAUCUGGGACGUCGACCAGAACGGAUACUCGCCGUAUUUGACGCCGCCGCCGCCGACAGACUACAACAGUCCUCACUUCUCCUCCGUGCCGUUGUUCUUGUCGCAGGGGAUCAACGGGCAGGUGGAAAAAGCGCACGAGUAUCCCGAGGAGUCGGCUUCGAUAUCGACGUUCUACCACGAGCGAGAGAACGCCGCUUUGAGGAGAAGCUGGAGCGAUCCGACAAGUUUCUUCAGCGACGAGAUAACCCCAAAUCGAAGUGUCGGGGUCAUCGGUGACAGGGCACCUCCUGCUGAGACGAGUCGGACGAAACACGCGACCUCUUGGAGGGGCUGGAGCACCGGGAACGCCGCUCCGUCUCCCGGGACGUCCCAGGGACUCGAGGUGUCGACUGAGAUUGUGACCUCGCUGAAUGGUCAUCGCGAUAUCGAGAUCAAGUUCUACUCCUCGUCUCCCCCUACGGCUGUCCCCGAUGACUGCAAAUCGGGGUUCACCUUCCCGGACGAGGAUCUGAGCGACAUUUGGAGCUACCACGAGUCCAAGCUGCAGCAGGACUUCCGCACGCUCCUACAGGCCGAGGAGUGAGUGACCAGUGGUGGACUCAGUUAGUGAGUGAUGAUCGUGAUCGAAGCGAUUGACGAGAGUUUUUUGCCUCGUGCAAGCCCCUCGCCGUUCGGGUGAACCACAAAAAGUUCGUUGCGUCGUUUUAUCACCGUGUCCGAACUGUCCUAUCGCGUUAUCGUCUACGUCGCGCGAUUACGACGUCGGGCGAUGAUUGAAAUGAAUAAUCCACAAAACGACUGCGGGAACGUAAAAGCGGGAGAAAACAAAAAAGAAAAAGUUGAGGCGCGGAGAAAGAGAGAGAGACGGAACUCGUAACGGUGCGAGUACGUGAGCUGAUUACAAACGAGUCACGUAUCUCGUUUACGUCGAGUACCUACCUGCCAGUCUGCCUACGUACUCCCUGAUUACGUACACCGGGACGAAGAAGAGUGUGCGAUAGUAACGUAACGUAUGCACGAUACCGUAAAUAGCAAAGUGCGACGAGCUAUACUAUCCUCUAGCUUACGAUCCUCCUCAUUGUUGUUUUUCAUGCUGAAACAGCAACGUGUGUGAGAUUACCGACCCAAUGAGCCCCACUGCUUGUGUGCACUGACUAUAAGCCGGCAGCGUAUGUAUCCACCUCUUCAGGUCGGUCGGUCAGUCAGUCGUUGAAGAAGCGGAGGCGAGAGAUGGAAGUGAAGGGAAAGGAAAGGAAACGAGUCCCACUUGUCGUGCUAAUGACCGAUGUGUCAGCCACGUCGCGAGAUGCGAUAUGCAGGCAUGGAAUCACUCAUUGUUUUUCUUAGCAAGGAGAUGAGAGACAAAAAAAGAGAAAACAAUGAACGUCUAAUUUACAGAAUAGACCAGGACAAAGAACUUGUUCUCGUCACUUACUCCGAAUUGUAUUGGAUUCGGUUGCUUCCCAAACGACCGUCCAUAGAACAAGUAUUUGCCUGUGUACCGCAUUCGGAGUCUCCAAUAUCAUGCGGUGAUGAUCAAUGGGACACCUUUACGCACCGCGCGAUCGGAAGGGAAGAAGAUGGAAAGCGGCUUUUCCGGGAACGUAACCCGUACGUGCCGUGCUUGUGUAAAUCGCGAGUUGAAAUUUUAUUUCAGUGCGUGUAUUACGUUUAGUUGAGAACAAAGAGAAAUUGCGGAUAAUGCAUCCGUUAUUCGGGACGUAUCAACACCCCUUGAUACUAACUAAGUGAUCUCGUUGAUCGUUCGACAAUGUCUAUAUGUGCAUAAAAGAAAGGAAAAAAAAAAAAUGUCGAAUAACUAAAAGAUAAAACGCUAACGAAACAUUAUGUAGAUCUGUAUAUGUAUGCUGUGUGAUUGCGCGUGAGUAUGUCUCUGCCUGUCUGCCUCUGUGUGCAAGGGAGGGAGGGCUUGUGAAGAACAAGGGGGCAGAGGGGUCGACGCGGUGUUUGGGUAAGGAUAAUGGUUUUACGUGUGGGUUAUAAAUGGGUUUGCCUUCGUUCACGGCGAAAGGACUUGUGGAAACGCCGGAGGAAGCCAUCUCGUCGACUAACUUGCUGUAUCGUAGAAACUGAGAACGACCCUGUUCCAGCUUUGCUCGGUGUUACCCAACUUUCAAGCCUUCCGCAUGUGUCAUUGAUCCGCCUAUUCUCACCGCUCUUUAAUUCUGCGCCACGAUUGCGAUUAUUUUUUCAUUCAUAAUCUAUUUCUCGUCGUUUCCACGAAUACAGUCUUGAGCGAAUGUAUCCACGGUUAAGACCGUAUCCAGCAAUCUCUGGGAAACCGAACGAAAUUUCAUCUCGCGUCGUUGAUCUUGUCGUUAUAGGGAGUUUCUCUCUUUUCUUACCAUCACCGCCCCUCGAUCGAAACCCACCGAUCUCUUGUUACGCUAUUUAUUCCAGUUCAUUAAUUCUUAUAGCGUCAUUGACAUUUUUAUAAGCCGAUGGUCUUUUUGGUUGCGUCUUUACGCCACUGAACGCUACCCUGGAGUCCUGUUGCGUUUCAUUCGCUUCAUAUCCUUCGACCUGAACCAUUUCUCAUUUUUUGGUUAUUGGUGAAGUAUUCACUCUAUCUUGCAAUCCCAACAACAUCUGCUAUCGUACCAGCGUAUCUCGAGGCGAACAACAUGUCACGGGUGAAACGACGACGUUUCCUAAAACGAGCCAAGCAACGAGCCAUUCGUCACAAGUUACAGUAACAAAAUAUGUGAAUUUUGAACUUAUUACAUGAAAUCCAAAUUGCUACUCUCGUACGCUUCACGCCCUGAUUUGUAUCCAAAUUGUUCACCUCGUUCGCAGUGACCCGUGCUCUGUACUAAAUCUGUGCGCUACUUACUUCAUAGACGAAUAAUUGAAUCACCCGUUCGGUCGAUUUCCACCCCGGCAUAAUUAUCCGCCACACCACCUCUCGGUUGGAAUCGGAUUUCAUCGGCCUGCAAUCACGACCACAUAUCGCUCCUAGUCUAAACUGUACCGCUAAUUAACGUCAUUUACCGACCGAGUCUGCAGCAUCAAGUUGAUUGUGUAUUGCGGAUAACAAGUAUUUAUUUAGCGCAUAACGUACGCGAGUGUGGAUUUAGCGUUGGUGCGAAUGUGUCGCGAAUGAACUCCUGCGGGUCAACAUAGCUUUUGCAUACGAAUGCAUGUACGAACUUCGUUAUUUAACAAGGUUUGAGAUUGGAUUAUCAAAAAGGUGCGGAAGAACGUGUCGCUUGAAUUCUCGGCGAUUUGUGAACAGCGACUGUGGAUGUAGUGGAUGUAAAGCGUCAGGCUAUAUCCAUUUACGUGUACGUGUGGCAAUGAGUGAAAUAUUUGAACCGGUAUGUGUUAAGGAAUGUUGAAAUAGCCUAAAUCGUAAAAAUUUGUGUAUAGAGAAGACAUGUGUCUGCAAUCUCUAUUCGUUGUACCGAAAAUCAUGUUACUAACGUUAAGCAUGUAUAGAGGUUAAGUGAAAUAUGUAUAUGUACGGACAGCGAUGCCCGUUUAUGAAUUCAUAUAUUUAUUAGAAUAUACGUGUGUGUUUAUAUAGGGUAGAUUCAUUUCCCGUAUGUUGAAUAAUUCCACCAACGCAAUGAUCGCAUUUUUAACUUGGCCUUGGAUCUCAUUUAUCAGCUCGGGCGAGAGUGACGAGAGAAUUUUCUUUCAAACCUGGAACAUUUUGUCCAAUCGAUACUGCGGAAUGAAUACUUCAAGCUGCUCUCGUCCCAGUUAUUAUUAUGUAUUAUAUAUUUGCUAAGAGAGGCCUGGGCGUCUGCUUCAAAAUACGGAUAAUCCUUUCGAAAACUCAGCUACCUCCGCUGAUAUCAAUCCUUAUUUCGUGCGUCGGACAGUCACUUUUAUAUUUUUCACUUCCCAUUCAUAUAUUGUACCUCAUGCUUCUGAAUAAGUGAGCUCACGUAACGUCUGCACUUUCACUCUCUUUGGUUAAGUAUACGAUGUCUUCUCUGAAGCGAAACCUCGCGCUGGCCGAUGCGAUGGUGUAGCAAAAUACGAUUAUGGUAACUGGAGUUUUGAAGCGGAAAGUCUGGGGCUCGACGAGUCACGUAGUAACGGACCCCGGACGAAUUCGGACUGCGACGUUGAACACCCGACUUCGACGAUGGUCCAACAAUGCCAAUUUGUAUCUGCGAUCUAGAAACACGCGUUCCACGUUUUGUCACGUACUCUCGCGACCGAGAGAGAGAGAGAUAGACUGCCACCUGCUGUUGGUGAAAUUAUUCGUUACUGUUUUACAUUCGUGUUUUCUACUUACUUUACCGUCUAGAUCCUUCUCUCAGCCAGUAUAAAAUGAAAUACACUGAAAUAAAGAAAAGAUAAAUCUAUACAACUUCAA